Closterium sp. NIES-65 is the source of this 567-nucleotide messenger RNA. The record is from the annotation of a GenBank genome assembly. Lineage: Eukaryota; Viridiplantae; Streptophyta; Zygnematophyceae; Desmidiales; Closteriaceae.
AUGGCCUCCCCUAGCGUUCUCACCUUUGACACUGAGGGUCGGGCAGUGGACUUUGAGGUCUGGGUAGAUGAUCUGCAACUUUUUUUGCAGUGCGAUAGGGCAGACGGCCUCUCACUGUUUGACCUCACUUCUGGUGCCUCCCCUGCCCCUGCUGCUGAUGGUGACGCCACUGUUCGCUCACAGUGGGCCACACGUGAUGCUGCUGCUCGCUUUGCUGGGAUUUCUCCCUCCCCCCUCUUGCCCUCUGUUGCCUCUGCUGCUGCGGCCGACCUCGUUGGUUUCGAGUCGGUCGGCACUGCGUCUGCCCCGAGCGGGAGACGCCGCACCGGCAAGGGCAAGGGGGGCAAGGGCACUGGAGGAUCUGGAGGGGGCGGUGGAGGUGGUGGUGGAGGCGGUGGAGGGAGUGGGGGUGGUGGUGGGAGUGGUGCCGGGGGUGGCGGCGGUGGCGGCAGCAGUGGAGGCGGCGGAGGCGGUGGAGGUGGCGGAGGAAGCAGAGGAGGCGGAGGUAGUGGAGGAGGCGGAGGCGGCGGAGGCGGCGGAGGUGGAGCGAGUCGCGACUCUGCUUAG